Messenger RNA from Lodderomyces parapsilosis, 1944 nucleotides. It is a transcript of the gene BMT7, whose product is annotated as Bmt7p. The coding region runs from base 1 to 1944 and encodes 647 amino acids. The transcript has a single exon. NCBI's taxonomy places the organism in Eukaryota, Fungi, Ascomycota, Pichiomycetes, Serinales, Debaryomycetaceae. Gene Ontology annotation, molecular function: mannosyltransferase activity. The record is from RefSeq and is a predicted model, not a curated record.
AUGUUGUCAGUGGGGAGACUACUGAAAGGAUUAAGACAAUCCCUUGUACGACUAAUUUCGUUUAUCAAAAAUCUGCUAUAUAGCAGUACAGGGAGGAGACUAGCGAGAUUGCUUGCAUUGUUUGGGCUAAUUGCUUGCAUUAUGUACAACAUCUACGACUUCUAUUUUAACCCUUUAAAGACAUUUCGAUUGCACCCUAAUGCUGUGAACUCCAAGAUCAUUUCAAAUGCGGAACUAGCAAUUUCUACACAAGAUACCACCCAGGAGUCAUUUCCAUUAUCCAAUCAGUUUCUAACUAGCAAUGAGUUUAGUUCCAUUUCACUCAAAGCUUUCACUGACCCACACCCAUUGAUUGUGGGAAAACCUGAAGAUUAUACGUUUGACGAGGGGUUUAUGUGCUCUGAGUUGGAAUACGAAGAUGCGUUUGAUGUUACUAAACAGGCAUAUCUCGACUCUGAUUUUGAAUACUUUAUGACCAAGUUCAAACAAAUAAAAGAGUAUGCCAAAUUAUUGAAAAAAGCAAAAGCCAAAUUUAAGCCAGUGAUUCCAGAACAUAAACAAUGGUUCAGGUUCGGAGGCUCAAGUGUUUGGCUAUCUCAAUUCAAAGUUCAUUAUAUGGUGAGUCGAGUAUUGUAUUCUCCCCUGGGUAUUGCCAACAAAGCGUAUGUUUCGUUUUUGUAUGUACAACUAUUCGACCAAGAUUGGAAGGAACUACCAAAGGGGACUAAUUUGACUAUACCUUUUGAAAAAUCCGACUCCACCAAUUGGAUGAACCUAGACGGGUCUGUAACUACGAUACGAGGCGAUCCGCAAUUGCGUUACAAACGGGUCGAAUUUCCACAUAUUUUACCCAUUCCUAUCGAUUAUGCAAUGCAAACUGAAAAUGAAAAGUACUAUUAUGGUCCCGAAGAUCCAAGAAUUAUAUUGAGAGAAAACCCAUUGGGAUUUGAAGAGCCAUUGAUUGUAUUUAACAUGAAAGAGUUGAAAAUCGUAAAACGUAUCAUGUUUUUGUAUUUACCAUUUUCAAAAACAUUAAACUUGUUGAAGAAAAGGACCGACAAGUAUGCCAAAAUUGAGAAAAACUGGACACCUUUUAUAAGUCCCAAUCAGAAGUCACAAAACAAACUUAAUUUUAUUUAUUCAAUCGUACCUUUGGAAGUUUUGGUGUGUGAAAUCGAUACGGCUGUGUGUGACUUUCUUCAAAAUCCGAAAAAGAAGAAAAAGAAUUUUGUCGGGGCACUAAGAGGAGGUACCCAAUUAGUCUCAUUACCAUUAGACAAGCUCCCGACUGCUGUGCGCGAUCUGCUUCAUAUUCCCGCCAACCGUAAUGUGUUUCUAGGCUGGGCAAGAGCACAUCUCAACAAAUGUGGUUGUGGUGAGUCAAUGUAUAGACCCAAUAUGAUUAUAUUGAUUGAGGAUUACAAUGAAGAAACUGGCAAGUAUUAUUACAAAUUGGGUGAUGUUUCAGAUUACAUAGAUUUUGGUGCAUAUGUACCACCAUGGGUAUCUCCGAAAAUCGAUCCAAAACUGGGUCAGUUGAUUGAAGCGGAGCCACUACCUUGUGAAGGAAGAAACGUGCUCAUACCCAAUUCCAUCGCUUAUUGGGACAUUGAAAGUGUAACUCGAGAUGGAAAGACUUUGAAGAAUUUUGACCAAUUGACGUCUCUUGAUUCCGUUUCGAUAAAUGAUUACAUGGGCGUUACAUUAUCAGCUGCUGAUCAAGACGUUUCCAUUGUUCAUUUACGUGGGUUAUUAAACUACAUUAUCAAAUUGCCCAGCUUAUUUGAUGAAUCUACAGCAGUUUACAAUCGUGACCAGUUCAACAUUCGUGGGUCAGAUUGGAAUUACAAAUGUGCAAUGAAAGCGAGUAAGGAGUAUUGCAAACAAGUGGCAUUGAAGAAUGGUAUACUCGAAGAAGAGGAGGAGGACCCUUAUUCAGGCUAG